Botrytis byssoidea is the source of this 1023-nucleotide messenger RNA. RefSeq lists its product as uncharacterized. The coding region runs from base 1 to 1023 and encodes 340 amino acids. Gene Ontology annotation, cellular component: U4/U6 x U5 tri-snRNP complex; U2-type post-spliceosomal complex; U5 snRNP. Gene Ontology annotation, biological process: generation of catalytic spliceosome for second transesterification step; RNA splicing. The record is from RefSeq and is a predicted model, not a curated record. Lineage: Eukaryota; Fungi; Ascomycota; Leotiomycetes; Helotiales; Sclerotiniaceae. The transcript is spliced from 2 exons.
AUGGAUUUCGCAUCUCUCAUGUCAAAAGAGAUAUCCAAAAAGAGCGAAUCUUCCACCGAUACCUCCAAGAAAUAUAUGAAACGAUCUGAAAUUGAAGCGGAGCGACAGGCCAAAUAUCUCGCUGAGCAACGCGCGAUUGAAGCAGAGCGUGAAGCCAAAUUGGCACAAAAGCGCAAGCGCGAAGACGAAGAAGAAGAAGCUGCUAAAGCGCGAGAAGAAAAGCGCAGGCGAUUAGCUGAAGAAUCUAGGAAACAGAGGGAGGAAAGGGAAGCUGAAGAAGAAAGGAAGAGGAGAAAAAGAUUAGGAUUGCCGCAAUUGGUUAAAGAGGAUGUAGAGGAAGUGGUGGAAGAUGAUAUUCCGGAUGAUGAGUUGGUCUUGAAAUUACGGGAAAUGGGACACCCUGCGAAGCUUUUUGCGGAGAGUCAUAAACAGAGAUUGAGGAGGUAUAGGAAAUUGGGGGUGGUUAUGACGACAGGACCGAUUCCUACGACGUUGGUUUUGGUCGAGGAAAAGGAUAUGAAGGUCGAGGAUGUACCGAAGGAUGAGGAGGGGAGGAAAUACCUGUUUAGACAACUGGCGAGUUAUUUCACGAUGGUUUUGCAGGAGUGGGAGCAUGCGCUGGAGAAAGAGAAGAGGGAUACGUUUGCUAGUAAGGCGGCUUACAAUGCUAUGGUGCAGAGUAAAGACAGCAUGACUCCUCUCUUUCGCAAAUUCGAAAAAGGAGAUCUAGAUGAGGAUAUUUUAGGCCCGGUUGUUGAAAUUGUCAAAGCAGCGCAGGAAAAACGAUACGUCGAUGCAAAUGAUGGAUAUCUACGUCUUAGUAUUGGAAAAGCUGCAUGGCCAAUCGGUGUGACGAUGGUGGGUAUUCACGAGCGUAGUGCGCGCGAGAAAUUGCAUGAGACUGAUAAGGGACAUGUGAUGGGAGACGAAAUUACCAGAAAGUUUUUGCAGAGUAUUAAGAGGUGCCUCAGUUUUGCGCAGGUUAGAUGGCCUCCCGAGGAUAUUAGACAAUUGAUGGGUUGA